This is a messenger RNA of Lindgomyces ingoldianus, 1373 nucleotides long. RefSeq names its product DUF1295-domain-containing protein. The record is from RefSeq and is a predicted model, not a curated record. Gene Ontology annotation, cellular component: membrane. The transcript has 2 exons. The coding region runs from base 224 to 1228 and encodes 334 amino acids. Gene Ontology annotation, biological process: lipid metabolic process. Gene Ontology annotation, molecular function: oxidoreductase activity, acting on the CH-CH group of donors. NCBI's taxonomy places the organism in Eukaryota, Fungi, Ascomycota, Dothideomycetes, Pleosporales, Lindgomycetaceae.
CGACAAGCAUGUGAGUUCUUGAAUGCCGCCGGGCAUUGUGUCAUGCAUCCAACUGGUUCUUAAUUAUGAAUAUUUAUCUCUAUGCUGAUUCCCAGCACUCUUCUCAUCUACGCAUUACCAACACUGCAUUUCUGCAAUUUGCCAAUUGCUGACUCAACAGAAUAUCUUCCUAUCCUACCUAUCCUACCUAUCCUAGAAUCUCUAUACGACAAUAAUUUGAAGCAUGACACUCCUUCAAACCAUCCUCCGUACAACCGCAUUCCGUAACCCGCUGCUACGAACGCUCGUCCCCACCGUCGCGCUUGCAUACGGGAUUCAAACCGCGGUGGCCGUGCCCUCGAUUGCCGCCAAAUCAGAACGGUUUUACGAUCUUUCGGGCAGCUUGACGUAUCUGUCCUGCACAGCCUUGAGCCUUUUCCUACCAUACUUACGAGCGAGGUCCGCAGGCAAUGUCGCUGGAGGACUAGCUGAGUAUCUGAGUCCGCCAGCGCCGGGGCAAGGCGCGUGGUGGUGGCGACAGGCGGUGUUGAGUGUGGCGGUUGGGGUAUGGGCUACGAGAUUGGGAUCAUACCUCUUCCAACGCAUCACCUCAGAUGGCCACGACUCCCGCUUCGACUCCAUCCGCGGCUCCGCUGUGAAAUUCUACGCUGCUUUCUUCGCGCAAGCAACAUGGGUCUCGCUCUGCCUCCUCCCCGUCAUCGCCAUCAAUUCCCUCCCUCGCUCUGCAUUCGCCCUCUCCCGCAUCCAGAACGUGACGAGUAGUAUCCCUGUCCCCAUCUCUGCAAAACCAUACUGGACCGACAUCCUUGGUCUCUCGCUCUUCCUCUUUGGCCUAACUUUCGAGAUCAUCGCCGACCGCCAAAAGUCACAAUGGGCAAAAGAAAAGAAAGAAAAGAAACACAGCGAAGAAUUUCUAACCCGGGGAUUAUGGUCGAAGUCCCGGCAUCCGAAUUAUUUCGGUGAGUCCACUUUGUGGACGGGUAUUGCUGUCGCUGCCGGCGGUCUACUUGUUCGGAACUCGGCCCAGGUGGGGCUGAGGUUGAAUGGUCUUGGGGGCAGGAUUGUGGUGUUGAGUAUGUGUGCGGCGAGCCCGGGUUUUGUGACGUUCUUGUUGUUGAAGGUGAGUGGGGUGCCGUUGAGUGAGAAUAAGUAUGAUAAGAGGUAUGGGGAUCGGAAAGAUUAUAAGGCGUGGAAGGAGAAUACGCCGAUGUUUUUGCCAAAGUUUUGAGGGGUGGUUGAGCGGUGUUUGGGCUCUGUAGUGUCGAGUUAUACGAUUAGUAUGGUGUGAAGUGGAGUAGAAUCUCAUGUCGAGGGAAUUGGGUUGCACAUGCGUAUGAGGCUAUGUUGAUAUUUACUCCGAAUGGUCGACAUCU